Messenger RNA from Closterium sp. NIES-65, 1821 nucleotides. Lineage: Eukaryota; Viridiplantae; Streptophyta; Zygnematophyceae; Desmidiales; Closteriaceae. The record is from the annotation of a GenBank genome assembly.
GACGUGGACGCCCCCAAGGUGGCCAUCCCCGCUGACCCCUCGCCCCCACGGGGAGCCGCCCACGCAGCUGCUGCUCGACUUCGGCCACUUCACCCUCAAGGACCGACCAGGUGCCCUCUCUACGGCCUCGUGCCGCCCCCUAGAACAGACGACCCAUCGUUGGAGGGCAGUGAGGCCAUGGCGGCGGCAGCGCUGUACACGCGGUUCAAGAUCACGGCCACCGACAUCUCCAUGUCCGUCGCCGAUGGGCCUUUGACUGGCGGCGAUACCAGCAGCAGCAGCACGGUGGCACGGAUGGGAGGCGGGUGCAGGGGAGGGCGGAUCAGGGGGCUGCGUCUGGACUUGCUGCAGAAGUGUGGCCUCUCUGCCGUGCUGCACCAGCUACCCCCACCACGCGGCAUUGCCGUGUGGCUGCCGUGCCUCGCCUUCCACUACUCGCCCGCCCGCUACCGCCGCCUCAUGCGCGCCCUCCGUGCGCUCUCCCCCGCGCCGCCUCCUGCUGCUGAAGCCGACGCUGCAGAGGGCGGGGUGGCUGGCGAGGGUGAUGGGGCGGUGGCGGUGCGACCAUGGCAGCAGGCGGACCAGGCGGGCGAUGUGUGCCUGCUGCAGUGGACGCGCAUAGGCAGUGCAGCGGAGUGGGUGCCGUACUGGGCGGCACUGGUGGGGCCCACACUGUAUCUGCUGGACCACCCCGAGGCCACCAAGCCACACAAGCAAAUCAAUCUGAGCAGCGCCAUGGGGGUGCUGGACGUGCCUCCGCAGCACAUAGCGGGCUACCACCACGUCAUUGCCCUCGCUGCCCGGGGCGCUCAACCUGCCAAGGCACAUAACAUUGGUUUGGAAGUGCUGGCUGUCCUGUGCUGGGAGCAGGUGGUGCUGUCAGGGCAGGCGGUGGUGCUGCGGCUCAAGUCGGAGGCCCUCAAGGCGCAUUGGGCUGCACGCCUCACAACCGCACUCUACCAUGCCUCUGCGCCUGCCUCCAUGGACCUCCUCACCAACGAUGCCUUCUCCACCGAAGCACCUGAAGAAGCACCUGGGGGAGGGUAUGGGGGCGGGAUCAGGGGGCGCGCAGGAGAAGCCGUUCCUCUACAUCAUGGGCGCGCGCUGGACGACCUGCGCCUCGCCAUCAGCUCCGUUGGCGCUGGGGCCCUCGCCCCCACCUGCCGCCUCAUGGCACGCUCCCUGCUCGCCCCCCAUGCCGCUCCCACUGCUGCUGCUGCUGCUGCUCCGCGCAAAGGAGGGGGACACGCGGGCGGGGAGGAGCAGCAGAAGGGGCAGGAUGGGGGGGAGGGGGUGCCUGUCAGUGGCGGGAGCGGCGGUGGUGAGAGUGGUGGUGGAGGGAGUGGCAGGCACGCGGGUGCAGAUGUGGCGCCUGGGGCUGAGCAGGUGGCGCCAGACAUGAGCACACGGGAGACACUGGAGGGUGCUGCUGAGACAGGGGAUGAGGGAAUGAAAGAGGAGGGCACGGAAGGCAAGGAGAGCGAGGAGAGCAAGCAGGGCAAGGAGGAAGAUGAGGACGAGGAGGAUGAGGAUGAGGAUGGCUUUGCAGACGCAGAGGCGGAGUUCCUGCUGUCGCCCACGUCGUCAGGGGCGUCCACGCCACGCCACGGCGCAGCAACGCUUGAGGGCGAUGGAGGCGGGGGGUACAACGGUGCAGCAGAGUUCUUUGACGCGCGUGACUUCGCUCUGGAUGACGGCGACGCGGCCAUGUGCCCAGCUUUGGCCGCGCGGGGGCGGUUGCUGCCCGACAUGGGGUGGCAGCACGCAGAGGCGAGCAAGCGACGUGCGCCCAGCUGCACUGCGAGACACGAAACAGUCUGA